This is a messenger RNA of Cuscuta campestris, 2920 nucleotides long. The record is from the annotation of a GenBank genome assembly. Lineage: Eukaryota; Viridiplantae; Streptophyta; Magnoliopsida; Solanales; Convolvulaceae.
UUGGGAGGAGGUGAUAAGACAGGAUUUAGGACUUCUCGACCUGACUGAGGAUAUGGCCCUAGAUAGGAACCUUUGGAGAACUAGGAUUAGAGUAGCUGGAUAGGAGCUCGGUGUUGUAGAGGUUGUUUUGUAGUGUGUUGUAUUUGUUGGGAAUCUUUUGCUAUUGUUUGUACUUGUUGCUUGUACUUGGUGCCUUAUCUGUGCUAUACUGUGUUCUCUUCCAUAUUUUUGUGCAGGUGGAGCCGGGGGUCUCUUGGAAACAGCCUCCCUACUUCCGAGUAGGGGCAAGUUUUUAUGUAUUUUGUCAAUGUUGCCUAUUGUUUAGUAUGCCUCACAUUUCAGGUAAUAGAUGCAUGUGCCAAAGGAAAUUUGGGUCGUUUCAUAAACCAUAGUUGCGAUCCAAAUUGCCGUACUGAGAAGUGGAUUGUAAAUGGAGAAGUUUGUGUUGGGAUUUUUGCAUUAAGGGACAUUAAGAAGGGUGAAGAAGUGACAUUUGAUUAUAAUUAUGUACGGAUCUUCGGUGCUGCUGCCAAAAAAUGUGUCUGUGGUUCUUCUCAUUGCCGAGGUUACAUAGGUAGUGAUACCUUAAAUGCUGAAGUAGUCGUUCAGGAUGAUUCAGAAGAUGAAUAUCCAGAGCCCGUGGUGGUUUGUGAAAACAUAGAUAUCGAUGAUGAAUUAAACUACGUGAAAUCAGCAGCAUGUUUGUUUAACCAUUCAGAAUUGAGAAAUGUUGAUGAAUCUCCAGAAAAAGAUAUUGUAAUUAAUGGACAGGGUUCUGUGCACUCACAGAACACCAUUGGAAUUAAAAAUGGCAAUCCAAUCUGUACAGAAAGUUUUGAGACUAACAUACAUUCUGCUGCUGUUGAGUGCUUGGUGACUACUGAGAUGAGUGAGAACUUGCUGGAUUCAUCUGCAUCUUCUACAAGGAGAGAGGGGACAUCUUCAAGUUUGGAGGGUUCAAGAGGGAUGCAGUCUUGUGAUGCUAAAGGAGAUGGGUUGGAGGGUGUCAACAAUUUACAAACAUCCCUGUGUUAUCCUGUGAAGUCAAAAACUCUUAGCAAGCAAUUUAAGAACAUAAAAUCUUGCUGUGCAAGAGGUAAGGCUGAAGCCUCGAAGCCUCCCCCUCUUGUGAAAACUCCUCAAGUUUCAUCUUUAGUGAAGAAAGCUAAACCCAAGAAUACAAAAACAUCACUGGCAAUAGAUAAUGGGCCUAAAUUGCCAGAAUUGAAAUCCAAGAAACUGUCAGAUGGGUCGUUAAAUAGCCGUUCUGAAGCUGUAGAAGAAAAGCUCAAUGAGUUACUAGAUACUGAAGGAGGAAUAAGUAAACGAAAAGAUGCAUCAAAAAGCUACCUGAAGCUUCUCCUUUUGACUGCUGCUUCAGGGGAUAGUGGCAAUAGUGAAACAAUUCAGAGCAACCGAGAACUUUCUAUGAUCCUAGAUGCACUCCUGAAGACAAAAUCUCGGACAGUUUUAGUCGAUAUUAUCAAUAAAAAUGGUUUGCAGAUGUUACACAACAUAAUGAAAAGAUACAGAAGGGAAUUCAAUAAGAUUCCAAUACUCAGAAAGCUGCUUAAGGUACUGGAAUAUCUAGCAUUAAGAGAGAUUUUAGCAUGUGAACACAUUAUUGGGAGCCCUCAUCGGCCUGGAGUGGAGAGCUUCAGAGACUCGAUAUUAAGCCUGACAGAGCACAUAGACAAACAGGUCCAUCAUAUCGCAAGAAGCUUUAGAGAUAGGUGGAUACCUAGACUACCCAGAAAAAGUUGUUUCAUGGACAGGGAUGAGGGAUGGACGACAGAGUUGCACUUACAUUCAAUGGUUGGAUCUACGGCCACAGCAGAUGCUUGUGCACUAAAUUGCUCGUCUCUAGCUAGCUCUGGUCUUGGUGUCUCCAACAACAUGACAAGGGUACAUAAACGUAAAACUCAGUGUGAUCCAGAGUCUAAAACAAAUGAUGAUUGCCAGCAGGAUAUAAAUGACGAUGAUGCCCCUCCCGGCUUUUCAUCCCCCAUAAAUAACCCCAAAGAACAGUUUACUUCCACACGGCCAGUCAUGGGACAUUGCCAACAUAGAUAUAAUCCAAACAUUCUGCUCUCGUUUGGAAUUCCUGUUAAUGAGGUGCGGCAAUUAGGGACACCUAUAAUUGAACCCUCGGAAGGCUGGGCCGUGGCUCCGGGCACGCCCUUCCAUCCCUUCCCUCCAUUGCCUACAUACCCAUAUCGCAGUAAGGGCAUUGUUCCUCCUCCCCCAAGUUCUGAGGUCCCACAUCAACCUGCUCGAAGUCCGUGUGACCAUCAGAAUCUGCCCCAACCUUUCAAAAAUUGUUUCCAAGAUUAUCCAUGUCAAACCAUGCAGAGUCCCACUGCAGGGGCAGCAAACCUGCCACCUGUGGCUGCAACUAGAGGGCACACUCGUCCAUCGCCUGCCGGCUCUUUUCAGAUGGGAAAGAGAUACUUCAGGCAGCGAAAGUGGAGUGGCUCAAAAUUUCAACCUCGGAGAAGGGGUAGAAACAGUUGGGGAUAUACAGGAAACAAUGGGAUGUGCAAUGCACGUUUCAGAAGCACGCCAAAUGAGUUUAGAUUUCGUGGCCAAGUAGAUGUUGGAUUCAAGGAGGGUCCUUGGAAUUUGUUACCCAAAUAUUAACUUCCUUUCCUAUACGAAGAGAGCCUCAACGUAGUUUCUUGUGGUCUUUUUUUUUGCGGCACGGAAUGAAAUUUGAUUAAUUUAUUGGUAUCUUAUUAGUUUCCAGGUAUAUGAGUAAUAGGACAAACAAUUAAUCUUGUUAUUCAUUCAUUGGAGUUUGAGAUGGAAGUACGCCAAAAAAUGAGUAUGUGUGCUUCAGCAAUUGAUCUCAAAAGUAUUUUGAGACUUGUUGGUUUAUUGACUUUGAUUAGGUCUCAUCUAAUGAAGAUUCAAUGUAUUA